This is a messenger RNA of Suhomyces tanzawaensis NRRL Y-17324, 850 nucleotides long. RefSeq lists its product as uncharacterized. The transcript has a single exon. Gene Ontology annotation, molecular function: translation initiation factor activity; mRNA binding. Gene Ontology annotation, biological process: translation reinitiation; formation of translation preinitiation complex. Bases 18 to 620 code for a protein of 200 amino acids. Lineage: Eukaryota; Fungi; Ascomycota; Pichiomycetes; Serinales; Debaryomycetaceae. The record is from RefSeq and is a predicted model, not a curated record.
CUUCACCAACAAUCAAUAUGACUGAAGUGUUGCCUAAAUCUACCUUAUACUGUGGUGUAUGUUCGUACCCACCGGAGUACUGUGAAUUCACUGCCACCUUCAAAAGAUGUAAAGAAUGGCUCUUGAGCAACCACCAAGAAGUGUAUGAGAAGCUCUACAGUGACGAGGCUUUGGCCAACCAAACAUCCACGUUGUCGUUAGAAAAGGAGCAGAAGAUGGAGCAGGAGUUGGAAAAGAAGCAGAAGAAAGAGGAGGCCAAGCAAGAAAGAGAAUUGCAGAAGAAAUUGUCCUCCAAGGUUACCAUCAAGCGGAUCGAGAGAAACAAGAGAAAGCACAUCAUUUCCAUAUCGGGAUUGGAGGUGUUCAACAUCGACAUGAAGAAGUUGUCCAAGACUUUUGCAUCUAAGUUUGCCACCGGGGCCACGGUCACCAAGAACGCCGAAAAGAAGGAAGAAAUCUUGGUCCAAGGAGAUGUGAGUAACGAAGCUAAGGAAUACAUUGAAAAGUUGUUGGAAGAGAAGGGGUUGAACGAAGUCAAGGUGGAGCAGAUUGACGACAAGAAGAAGAAGAAGGCCUUGGAAGCCGAGGCGGAAGCUGCCGCAAAGGCCGGCAAGAAGUAGACGACCGGGAGGCACAUAUAGCAGAGCUAUAAUUCAUGCUCAUGAAAUAUAUAUGUUGAGGUAGUUCAUGAAUAAAUACGAUGUGAUGAGGUGCUCAUUAAAUAUGUCGAGGUGCUCAUGAAAAAGGUAUACGUGGUUCAUUAAUGAAAUAAAUAGGAUGAAGUGUUUAAUAAAAAGUAUUAGGUUUUCAUGAAUAUGGGUGUAAUAGCUCAUGAAGACUUUCUCAUAAA